Molecule: messenger RNA, 2109 nt
Organism: Microbotryum saponariae
Lineage: Eukaryota; Fungi; Basidiomycota; Microbotryomycetes; Microbotryales; Microbotryaceae
Source: the annotation of a GenBank genome assembly
AUGCUUCGCAACGAGAUCGUGCCACGUGUGCUACUGAGGUCGACCACUGACCUGAUCGAGGAGGUGUUUGACGUACCGAGGACCCACUUCGAGCUGUUGUGGCACCGUGCUGGCAUGUCGGGAGUAGCGCAAGACGCUCAAGGAUCGCAUCUAGUCUGCUUUCGAAAAGAUUUGAGGGUCUGUAAGGGCAAGGCCAAAAACGUGCCGACUGUGAGCUGGAUUGAGGGUGUUGCGCAACAUGUGGGUCAAAACGGCAGUUGAACUCGCGAUUCAGUGAGAUUUUUACCUCCCAGCCGAGGAUACUGAACAGCUGUCCCUCUUCAUAUGGCCUCGCAGUGCCAUGCUCACGACAAGCGACCGCACGAAUUCAGACUCUCUGCCGCGGUGGCUCAGCGCCCCUACCGGAUUGGGGUGCACGACGAGCUUAACGACUACGACGAGUACACUGAUGCGAAAGACCUGCCCUCGAUAACGACCACUUUCUUGACCUGCGCAAGAGAUGCCCCCUCACCACCCUCUGGUGCCAAGUUCUGGAACCGAGUCAUGGUCAUGCUCGCGGUCGGUCGCUCGCCGCGGCUUGCUUCGCCGUACGACGCGGGUGACGAGGUGCAUGCGCCUGAGCUGGUCAGGCUAGUGUUUGAUCUCGUCGAACACGUACUUGCACAACCGAGUCGGCUGUAUGCACCCGGUUUGGCGAUCAACGAGAACGUUGCGUACUUGGUCGUGCUCGACCACGAGACGUGUCGAGUCGCCACCAUCUCGGACUGCUGGCAGACGGGCUUCGGCGAGCUAGCAGCGGUGCUCUCGGUCCUGCUCGACCUCGACGUCUACGCGGCUGGAUUCCCUUCCUUCCUCCGCUACAAGUGCUUGCCUUCGAGUGGAAUCACGGCAGUGUCACUGCUCACGUCAGUUUUUGACUCAUCGGCGGGGCGCACCGUCCAGUUCGAGGAGGAGGAGCCGAUCGCACUCUUGUCCGGCCCGGCCGGGAAACGGGGCUCGGUCUUCUCCCGGAGCACGGCGGUCUUUCAUCUCACACGUCCCAGUUUGCAAUGGGAAAGUGGGGGUCCUGGAGAUUCGUUGGGAUCUUCGUUCGUAUUCAAGAUGAAGUUCGUCAGCCCAAGCACUGCGAAGGUUGAGCUCGACAUGCUCGAACAGAUCACCCAGGCGCUCGACGGGGGUACACUGCCGCCGACUGUCGCGAAGCAUCUCGCUCUACUCGAGCUCGCGGCCUCGCUUUCGCAGUAUCAGUCGCAGGUUGAGGAUGCUCGUAUUCCUCCUCCACCUCCUGCGCCCGAAGACUUUUUCCAGCUGGUAUGGCCACCCCCACGUGGAUUGUUCCGACGUACGCUCGAGCUGCUCGUGCUGCGCAAUCCGACGCCCUUACCCGCGCCGCUCGUGGAUACGGCGCUACCCGAUGAGGCACCAACACUCUCGCUCUCGAUCAGACACAGUGUACAGGUCUUCGACCAACUGCUCGCCGUUUUAGCGACGUUGGCCGAACACCAGUGCUAUCAUCGUGAUAUAUCGGUGGGUCACAUUCUGCACUACCAAGGGCAUCUCGUGCUGGUCGACUGGAGUGCAGGGAUUGUGGCACGCCUUUCGGCGUCAGAGUCGGUGUCGGUGGGCGCCGAAGAAGCCGGAUUCCUGAGAGGAUCACCUGACUCGGCUCCACUGGACUGGCUCAAUUGGAACGGCAGCCGGCUCAAUUGGAACACCGACCCCGAACUGCGACCUCCGCCGCGCUUCAAGCUUGGGCAUGUGCUCGAGUCCACGAUCUACUGCUUCCUCAACGUCUUGGCCUACCGCAUUGCGCCGCAGGAGGACAUAUGGCGCUUUCUGCGCCAUCAGCACCAGCCAGACGAAGUUGAGCAUCCAACCGACUACUGGCAUCUACGAGGCGUCAUCUGGAAGUGCGGCCCUUCAGAGGUGUUUUUCCGGUUUGAGAAACGAGACGAGCUCCUGGCAGCGAUCCGCAGCGAAGAUGCCGAACUUGGAGAGCUCGUUGACGAUGUGACGAACGAAUGGCCACUGUGGGUGACAGAUGACGAUGGUACUAAGGCAUUAUGGGCAGCGGUGCAAGCCAAACUUUACUACCUCUCUUUGCUAUGA